GUGUGUGGCUGGGCACUGGUUUGAACCUUCAGAUCGAGCCUCCCAUUAUUUACCAGCAACACCUGCCAGCUUCACGGACCUGUUGCCAGCAACAAUUGCCAGUCUCAGUAUAGUUGGAUCUAUAUAAGUUAUAUACAGCUACACGUCAUUGGGUUAGACGGAGAGAUCAGAUGUGGAAAGCCUGCACUAACACGGAUCAGACGCAGUCCCAGACAAAUAAGUAGCUACAGUGGGAAUCAUGCCAUGCUCUAUCAAACUGCCCAUCGUAGUGAAAGCCGAGAUCAACGUGGUGCUUGUUGCCAUAACUGGUCUGGCACUGGUGACAAGACUGUGUGGAAUUUGUUUUCCCAACGCUGUGGUGUUUGAUGAAUUGUAUUAUGGACAGUUUGUAUCCCUUUACAUGAAGAGGGUUUUUUUCAUCGAUGAGAGUGGCCCUCCAUUUGGUCACAUGAUCUUAGCACUGGGAGCUUAUCUUGGAGGAUUUGAUGGAAACUUCAUCUGGAACAGAAUUGGAGCAGAGUACUCCAGCAAUGUGCCAAUCUGGAGCCUGAGGGUGAUACCAGCUGUUGCAGGGGCACUCUGUGUACCCCUCGGCUACCUUCUAAUGGUGGAAUUGGGAUACUCCCAUCUCACAGCACUUGGGGCCUCCCUGCUCCUCCUCAUGGAGAACUCCCUAAUUGCUCAGUCUCGCUUCAUGUUGCUGGAGUCGCUGCUCAUCUUCUUUUUGCUGCUGGCAAUUAUGUCUUACCUGAGGUUUCACAAUGCACAGAGCUUAAGCUCACCAAGCAAGUGGGCAUGGUUGGUAGUCUCUGGAACCUCUUGUGCCUGUGCAGUAGGAGUGAAGUACAUGGGCCUCUUCACUUACAUACUACUUUUGGGUCUGGCAGCUAUCCAUAUCUGGGAGCUCAUUGGAGACAGAACACAAAGCAAUGUGAUGGUGCUGGUGCAGGUAUUGCCCCGUUGUCUUGCACUCCUGGUCCUGCCUGUGGUGCUAUACCUCGGAUUUUUCUAUGCUCACCUUAGCCUGCUCUAUCGCAGUGGACCCCAUGACCAGAUGAUGAGCAGCGCCUUCCAAGCUAGUCUAGAGGGUGGAUUGGCAAGGAUAACACAAGGUCAGCCUCUGGAAGUGGCGUUUGGCUCCCAAAUUACACUGCGCUGUAAAUCAAGCAAACCUGUCCCAUGCUGGCUGCACUCACACAAGGCCAACUAUCCCAUCAGGUAUGAAAAUGGGCGUGGCAGCUCUCAUCAGCAGCAGGUUACCUGCUACCCUUUCAAAGAUGUCAACAACUGGUGGAUUGUCAAAGAUCCAGGCAGACAGGACCUAGUGGUUAGCAACCCACCCCAGCCUGUUAGACAUGGGGAUGUCGUACAGCUUCUGCAUGGCAUGACGUCACGCUUCCUUAACACGCAUGAUGUUGCUGCUCCCAUGAGUCCUCACUCACAGGAAGUUUCUGGGUAUAUUGACUUCAAUGUUUCAAUGCCAGCCCAGAACCUGUGGAAAGUGGAAAUACUGAACAGGGAGUCAGAACGAGAAGUGUGGAAGACUAUUCUGUCAGAGGUGCAGCUUGUCCAUGUCAACACCUCUGCUGUGCUGAAGCUCAGUGGGCUCUCCCUACCAGAGUGGGGCUUCAGGCAGCUGGAGGUGGUGGGAGACAAGAUCUAUAAGGGCUAUCAGCAGAGUGGUGUGUGGAAUGUGGAGGAACACCGCUAUGGAAGGAGCCAGGAGCAGAGAGAGAGGGAGGUGGAGCUACACUCUCCCACACAGAUUAAUAUAAGCCACAAUCUCACUUUCAUGACUAAGUUCUUUGAACUGCAGUGGAAAAUGCUCAGUGUGAAGAAUGAGGAGUCUGAACACAAGUACAGCUCUUCUCCCAUGGAAUGGGUUGUCAUGGAUACCAACAUUGUAUACUGGCUCCACCCCUCCAGCAAUGCUCAGAUCCACUUGAUUGGGAAUUUUGUUACCUGGACUUUUGCCACUUUGGGCCUAGCAGUGUUUACUGCGCUAUUCUUUUGGUACCUGUUGAGGCGGAGAAGGAACAUAGAAGACAUUCCUGAAGCCUCAUGGAGUCAGCUGACCCAAGCAGGUCUUGUGUGCGGUGGUGGUUGGGCAGUGAACUACCUACCGUUUUUCAUGAUGGAGAAGACUCUCUUCCUGUACCACUACCUGCCAUCGCUAAGCUUCAAGAUCUUGCUACUGUCAGCUGUCCUGGAGCAUCUGCACACACAUAUUUUGAGGUGUUCCUCUCAUCGUCUCACACUUGAUGCAGUACUGGUGGCAGGUCUGUCUUCUGUGUAUCUGUCCUACCGUGCCUUCAGUCCCCUCACCUAUGGGCAGCCAGAACUUAACUCUGAUGCGCUGGCCUCACUGCGCUGGAAGGACACCUGGGACAUCCUGCUCCGCAAGCCCUGACUCUAUGGACAGUUCUACAUUGAGCACCCUUGACAUGGUGAAAAUGCUUUUUUUGAGAAUUUUAUGUCAGAGGAGACACUAAGUACCUGAGGAAAGAUGUAAAAUCCUACUGUAUACGCCUGGAACAUUGGUUGUAUUACUAAUAUAACUAUAAAUAACUAUAAUGUCGACAGAACUUUCCAAAUAAUUCUCAUUCAAUACGAGCAUCUUGUGGCCAGGGUCACAUCCUUUGCAAUUUCUUUAGCUUGUUAAAUUAAAAUGUGAGGCAUUCUUAACUGGGUCACAGAAAAGCAUAUCCAUUAUUUUAACAUCAUAUUCAGUCGGUAGUGUUUAGGAU
Molecule: messenger RNA, 2747 nt
Organism: Megalops cyprinoides (Indo-Pacific tarpon)
Lineage: Eukaryota; Metazoa; Chordata; Actinopteri; Elopiformes; Megalopidae
Gene: pomt1
Product: protein-O-mannosyltransferase 1
Exons: 20
Coding region: 239-2410 (723 amino acids)
Biological process (GO): protein O-linked glycosylation via mannose
Cellular component (GO): endoplasmic reticulum; membrane
Molecular function (GO): dolichyl-phosphate-mannose-protein mannosyltransferase activity
Source: RefSeq, a predicted model, not a curated record